AUGGGUGCCCAGCUCCAGUGGAAGCACUGUUCCACUGGGUGCAGCUCCAAUUCAGCUGCAGCCCCUGUUAUAAAUGAACAUACCAAUGCCCAGCUACAUGACCUGGUGAGAAGGAUGCAUCACAGGACAGCCAUCUACAAGAGGAGGUUGGCAAAAGGAUACCUGUCCUCCCCUAAACUCAGCUCCUAAACUGCAAAACCUACAGCUGUAUUGUCAAUAAAAGAAAGCACUGCUCAGCUUAAAGAAGAACAUUAUUGUGGCAUGUUGUGUGGCAAACCCCAGGUGCCUCUGACAGAGUACCCAAGGCAAAUCAGACUUCCAAGAAGCAUAGAUUCACACACAGAUCAACUCUAUCUCCUGUGGCUCUUGCUUGUCAUCACUGCCUACAACUGGAACUGCUGACUGAUCCCAGUGUGCCUGGUCUUUCUAUAUCAAACACUGAACAACAUGUGGUACUGGCUUAUGGUGGAUAUUGUAUGUGAUGUCAUCUACCUUUGAGAUGGUAUGCUGUUAAUCCAGCCCAGACUCCAGUUUGUAAAAGGAGGAGACAUAAUAUAUAUGUCAUUCUUUGUGUUUAAUCAUCUCCUGGAGUCAAUAAUGGACAAGGUAUAUAUCUACAGAAUCAUUCAAACAAAAGGAUACUUUCUGUUUGCUCUCCAUGUGAAUGCCUGCAUUUAUUACUGGGCAUCAGACUAUGAAGGAAUUGGAACUACUAAAUGGGUGUAUAAUGGUGAAGGAAACAAGUGUCUGAGGUGUUAUUACUGGGCAGUUCGAAGUUUGAUUACCAUUGGGGGCCUUCCAGAAGCACAAACUUUAUUUGAAAUUGUUUUUCACUUGCUGAAUUUGAGGUGGGGUUGGAUUCUGUGCUCUCCAGUUUAAUUGGUUGGACAGACAAAAGAUGUCAUUUGGGCAGUGACAGCCAAUCAGAACAGCUUCUGGGUCUGCAUUUAAAACACCAUCACCUCUGUGAACACUUAUUCCAUUCUGAAGAUUGUGCAAAAGUAGGUUCGGGCUUGUUAUGAAUACACAUGGGACUCUCAAAGGAUGCUGGGCAAGCGUGACAAAUUAUGUCAUGGUUGUGAUACACAGAUGCUUUAUAAUAUGUUGCUAAGAUUGAAAUUCACUGUCUAUUUACCUGGUGAUUUUGUCUGCAAAAAGGGAGAAAUUGGCCAGGAGAUGUAUAUUGUGAAGUAAGAAGUCCAAGUUCUUGGAGGCUCUGAUGGUGCUCAAGUUCUGGUCACUCUGAAAGCUGGAACAGUGUUUGGAGAAAUCAGCCUUCUGGAAGCAACAGGAGGAAACUGCCAAACAGCCAACAUGGUGGCUUAUGGCUUUGCCAAUCUUUUAACUCUGGAUGAGAAGACCCUGCCAGAAAUUCUAGUGCAUUAUCCAGAUUCUGAAAAGCUCCUCAUGAAGAAAGUCAGAUACCACCUUUAAAACCCCAUUCAAGAAGAUGCUUCUCAAAAGAAGGCUCCAGCCACAGGGGCGACCUCACCAACAAAAGAACUUGCCUUCCUCUUUCCACCAAAACCAGAGACACCCAAAAUGUUAAAAGCUCUCCUGGGAGGCACAGGCAGAGCUGGCUUUGCAUGACUGCUCAGACUGAAGACAGAGCAAACCAUUCAGCUAAGUAGGGAGAACGGAGGCUGUAAUCCAGGGGUUGCCUACCUCCAGGCCACAGACUAUCAAUCCUCAUUAUUUGUGGAUUCUAUAUUUGCAAAUCUUCCUGGUCACUACUCUUUGCUUGUAACCCCAAAAACCAAUACUCACAGUGCUUCUGUGGUCAUCUGCAGAUUACACAGAUUCUUUGCAACUGUUUCUUCCAGAAAAACAGUGAGUACUCCAGAGGAGGAGAAAGGUAGAGGACAAGGAUGUGAAAAUGCAGGAAGAGAGCCAGCAGAGAGACCACCAGACAGAUCCAGACAAAGAGCAGGAUUUGUCCUGGAAGAGAAAAGGCCCCAGCGGAUCAAAAGGGCAGCAUCACCCAGAGGAACUUUCAGUCACUCCCUCAUCAUCAGCAUGGCUCCUUCUGCUGAGACUGGGAAAGAGAUACUGACAAUUGAAGUCAAAGGAAAGGUUCAGCAUUAAAUGUCUGAUUACCUUAGAUGUAACCUCGCUAGUUCCCAGAGACAUUGUCCCCAGUAUGGUGGCUUUCAUUCAUGAUGGACAAAGAUCUGGGUGGGACCCUGAGAAGCCACAAUUCAAUCCUGGGCUUUAUUUCUAGAACAUAGAGUGUCUUAUGCAGUGGUAACAAGAUUAUUAAGAAACCAUCCCUAUUCUCUGUUCAUUAGCUCUGUGCAGUGGGUAAUCUUUUUCUGCUUUCUUUUUUCUUGAUGAUGUUUCUUCCCUUCAUUUGAUUAUCUUAGUCUUGGCUCUAACUCACUAACAUUUUGUCUUAAAAAUAUUUGUGUGUGUGUGUGUGUGUGUGUGUGUGUUAAAGUCUUGUAUGGUGCUUCUAGUAUCUCUUAAAUGUUCUGUGUAUAUGAAUAUUAACUCCUGCAGGGAAGCAGAGAUGCUGGGGAGUCCAUGGAUGUGAGCUGCCCCUGUAGAACCACCCCUGGAAGCCAGGUUCCUCAACAAGACUCACAGCCCUGAGAAUAUCACACUGCAGUAACAUGCUGGAGAAGCCAUGCCCUUUGUUGGAGAUGCGAACUCCAAUGUUUUCCCUCAGACCAGCUGAAAAGUCAGCAGUCUGCUUCAGUGGCCUGGCCCCACAUACUCAGAUGGCAGGAAUCAGAUCAUUUCCAACUUCUUGGAAGUAAAACGGACAUUUCUCAGAACCUUUCUUAAGCAUUUGCUUCAAAAGGUGCCAGAUUUGAUCAUCAGCAUUAGUAAGAAGUGAUGAGGGUAGGAAGACAGACUGUACACAUGUCAGACUGACAUAGCUCUAUAAUUUGUGGAACCUACAUAUGUAGCUGUUUACAAAAUCUCUGAGUUCAUAAGGUACACUUUAGGAAGUUGUCCUCAUGAGUCAGCUAGCAUUAACAUAAUUACUAGAGUCUUGUGAAGUGCAGUGCAGAGGCUAAGAAGCCAAACUAAUAUCAGAAGUAAUAACACAUAUACAAUUCCAUUCUAAUAAAUGCCAUUAGUAUACAACAUUAAGUUCUGUAUAAUAAGCCUAUUUCCAAGCCUCAGUAGAUGGACACUGAAUAGCAUUUUGCUGAAAGGGCUUUGACAAAUUCUAUUAUCCAGAAUGCCUAAAACAUAGAUGCAUUUAGCAAACAAUGUAUAUAUAAAUCAAUCACUAUAGUAAAAUGCAGCAUUUAGUAGAGUCACCAUUUUUAAAUCUUGUGUUAGAGUAUCACAAAAAUAUGCUGUGUUAUAUAAAAGGUUGGUUGAUGUUUUCAGGGUUUAAGCAAGGGUGUCCAAACUUUUGGGAUAUCUGAGUCACACUGGAAGAAGAGUUGUUUUGGGCCACACAUUAAAAAUAUUGCAACAUGUAACUACAAAAAAUUCUCAUAAUGGUUUAAGUAAAUUUAGAAUUUUGUGUUGGGCCACAUUCAUAGCCAUCCUGGGCCACAUGCAGCCCAUCGGCCACUGGUUGGACACCCCUGGGAGGAAUGUAGAGAAAUUAUUAAAGAGUACUUUCUUGAUAAAAGAGCAUUUAUGCAUAGAAAGAGUGAUUAGAAAGCCAGAAAGAAAAUGUGAAAAUAAGGCCUGAAAGAGUCUAAUAAUGGGAGGAGG
Molecule: messenger RNA, 3681 nt
Organism: Phyllostomus discolor (pale spear-nosed bat)
Lineage: Eukaryota; Metazoa; Chordata; Mammalia; Chiroptera; Phyllostomidae
Gene: CNGB3
Product: cyclic nucleotide gated channel subunit beta 3
Exons: 15
Biological process (GO): monoatomic cation transmembrane transport
Cellular component (GO): plasma membrane; photoreceptor outer segment; intracellular cyclic nucleotide activated cation channel complex
Molecular function (GO): protein-containing complex binding; intracellularly cAMP-activated cation channel activity; intracellularly cGMP-activated cation channel activity
Source: RefSeq, a predicted model, not a curated record